GCACGCCAGCUGCGACUGCUACCUUGAAGAGGCCAACGGCGGUCGCACCGGCGGUCUCAACAGCUUCGAGGCACUCGGUGGCGGCCAGUCGAGCCACAGUCCCACCGUCAAGACUGGCUACGACAAAGUCCGAGGUGCUUGGGUCCAGGUUCUCGGACAACCGAAGCAGUUCACCAACGAUAUACAUUCAGACGGGGACGGAAAUCUUGUUGGAGUCUUUGGCGAGGCCGAGGUCGUCAUCGACAAUUUCACGAUGGCCAAAGUCGAGAGCCUCAAGAAGAAGAAGGAUCUCUUCGCCAAACAACGUCCAGCUGCUGCGGGCAACUCCAGGGGAAAACUAUUAUGUGGCCAGUGGGGGUCCAAUGAAGUGACGGUGAGAAUCACAACAGAACGGAUCAACGGCGUCAACAAGACUGGCAAGUUGGCGCGCAUCUACGUGGACGGCAGCACGAAGGCAUCUGUACCGCUUAGGACUGAGGAACUGGCCAAGCAGUGCACUGACUUAGCUAUCGCGAUGGCUCGUAAGCUGUGUGCUGGUAAGUUUCAGGAUACGGAUGAGCUCAAG
Prorocentrum cordatum is the source of this 565-nucleotide messenger RNA. NCBI's taxonomy places the organism in Eukaryota, Dinophyceae, Prorocentrales, Prorocentraceae. The record is from the annotation of a GenBank genome assembly.